This is a messenger RNA of Sugiyamaella lignohabitans, 1161 nucleotides long. RefSeq lists its product as uncharacterized. Gene Ontology annotation, molecular function: hydrolase activity, acting on ester bonds. Gene Ontology annotation, biological process: phospholipid catabolic process. The coding region runs from base 1 to 1161 and encodes 386 amino acids. Lineage: Eukaryota; Fungi; Ascomycota; Dipodascomycetes; Dipodascales; Trichomonascaceae. The record is from RefSeq and is a predicted model, not a curated record. The transcript has a single exon.
AUGAAACUUCUUUCCAUUGCUUCCACUGCACUUUGCUUGCUAACCAGCGUCUCUGCUGCUGCUGCCCCAACUUUUAGCACUAUUCUUCCCAAUAGCGCUCAAAUCAAGGCUGCUGCUGCCACUGCCUCCACCAACUCGUUCAAGAAUGCCAAGUAUGUUUCUGGUGCUGCCUUUGACCGUAUUGUAUACAUUUUCCUUGAAAAUACUGAUUACAGUAAGGCCAUAGGUGACUCUCACCUUAAGAAACUCACUAAAGAGGGUAUUCUUCUUACCAACUACUUCUCUUUGACUCACACCUCUGAGCCUAACUAUAUGGCUUCUGCUGGUGGUUCUUACUUUGGUUUGGGUGACGACAACUUUGUUCGUCUUCCCCAAAAUGUCGCUACCGUUGUUGAUUUGUUGGAGUCCAAGAAUAUCACUUGGGCGGAGUAUGAAGAAGAUAUGCCCUACACUGGCUACCAAGGAUACCAAUAUCUUAACCAAAAGACUGGUGCAAAUGACUACGUCCGUAAGCACAAUCCUUUUAUUUUCUAUGAUUCCGUGGCCUUGAAUCCUUACCGUUCUGCCAAUAUUAAGAACCUGACCGAGUUUAAUGCUGACCUUGCUGCUGAAGCUCUUCCUCAAUGGAUCUUCAUUACUCCCAAUAUGACAGACGAUGGCCACGACUCCAACAUCGCUACUGCUGGUGCCUGGUCUUACAACUUCUUGACUCCUUUGCUCUCUAACAGUUACUUCACCAAGAACACUUUGGUCGUUCUUACUUUCGAUGAGAAUGAGACUUAUUCCGAUCAAAACCAAGUCUAUGCUGUUCUUUUGGGUGACAUUCCCAGCGAUCUCAAGGGAACUAAGGAUAAUACUUUCUAUGAUCACUACUCUCUCAUUGCCUCUGUUCAAGCCAACUGGGGACUUCCUAUGCUCGGCAGAGGAGACUGUGGUGCUAAUGUCUUUGAUCUCAUUGCUCAGAACACCGGAUACACCAACCAGAAUGUCGACACUACCAACCUCUACAACAACCAAUCUGCCCCAGGAUACUUCAGCGAUUCCUCUCUUCCUAUCCCCUCCCCAUCCACCUGCGACAACCCUGCUGGUGGAAUCUCCGAGCCUAUUUCUGCUGCCCCGACUACUUGGAACGUCCGCAAAGAGUACCCCAACCAGUGGUAA